Messenger RNA from Rotaria sp. Silwood1, 792 nucleotides. The record is from the annotation of a GenBank genome assembly. Lineage: Eukaryota; Metazoa; Rotifera; Eurotatoria; Philodinida; Philodinidae.
AUGACAGCAGUUGAGGAAGGUUGUAUUGUACAUGAUCGAAAAUAUCUUUCAAAAUUUCAUGGAGCAAUUAAUCAACUUCGUCGAACAAAUCAAUUUAACGGUUUCACUCUAAAACGAUUACCAAAACGAUGCUGUUCGUGUCAAGUAAAAACUGGAGAAUCUUCAUUUAACAUCGAUCAUUUACGAAAACUUUGCCAAGAAAUUGAGGCGUCACAAAAAGAACCACAGAUGAUACCGAAACUUGUAAAACCUAUCAAUUACGUAAUACUUGAAUUUCCUUCGACCUUCGACCUUAUUCAACGUACUUAUAAAAUUCGUCGCUUUGUUGGACGACAUGGUGCAAAUCUGAAGCUUCUUGAACGUAAAUUAAAUAUUCGUAUUAACAUAAUCAAUCACAAAACCCGAAAAGGUUUACGUACAAUAGUCAAUCAAGUUCAAGUACAAAAUGAACACAAUCAUAUAGAUGGUCUCUGGGUAGUGAUUACCAUUGAGAAUAACAAUGGUAAUCCAAAUAAUAUGGAAAAUGUUAAACAGACAUUGCAAGACGAAUGGAAAAAAGUCGAUAGUACUAUAAAGAAUCGACCGGCAAAAAUUAUAUCUUCUGGAUUGGCAAUACUACCAUCAGCAGAUAUAUCGGGAGUUGCUCGUUGGAAACCUAAGAGACAAAAAGAUAAAAAUAAAAGAAUACAAAAAGAAACUAAGAAACAAGAAGAAAUUCCACCACAACCAAUUGUUCGACCUAUAUCAAUGCCUAAAGAAAUUUCAAGAUCUCGAAAAUCAAAACGGUCAUAA